AUGCAAUGGAUUAAAAGAGAAGAAAGUCUUUACUGUAUUCUUAAUUCUACUCUUCGUGAAGAAAAACGAGACUUAUUAAAACUAUGGUUUCUUCAUCUGAAACUGAUAUUGAAGAGUCUCGCUAAACUACCAUCCAUAGAAGGUCGUACUUUUUAUCGUGGAGAUAAAUUUAAUUUGAGUGAUAUUUAUCGUCCAGAUGAAGAAAAAAUUCUGGGCAAAACAGAUAUGCCUACUUUAUUUGCUAUUGAAUGUAAAAGUGCGAAAGAUAUCCGACUCCGUUCAAUGUAUUUUGACGAAAAUGAAAUUUUAUCAUUACCAGCCGCUCAAUUUAAAGUUGUCGGUCAAUAUCAACCAUCUGAACAUGUAUGUAUGAUGCAAUUAAAAGAAUUAUUUCCUCUUCAACAUUCAAUUUAA
Rotaria sp. Silwood2 is the source of this 414-nucleotide messenger RNA. NCBI's taxonomy places the organism in Eukaryota, Metazoa, Rotifera, Eurotatoria, Philodinida, Philodinidae. The record is from the annotation of a GenBank genome assembly.